This is a messenger RNA of Pyricularia oryzae 70-15, 252 nucleotides long. RefSeq lists its product as uncharacterized. The record is from RefSeq and is a predicted model, not a curated record. The coding region runs from base 1 to 252 and encodes 83 amino acids. The transcript is spliced from 3 exons. NCBI's taxonomy places the organism in Eukaryota, Fungi, Ascomycota, Sordariomycetes, Magnaporthales, Pyriculariaceae.
AUGUAUCGUGUAUCUAUUACUGCCGGUACUCGAAAGCCCCCCCGUGCCAAGACCUGCCCCACGCCGGGUUUCUCGACAACGGCGAACACCGGGGACAAGCCCCGUGUUGUGUGCGACCCGCUGACACCCGGGUUUGCAAAUGGUUACAUUGGCUCCGGUAGCGGAUACCGGAGAAUUGCCAUGUUGUUUUAUCCCAUGGAUGAAAAGACCAGAAAGCUCCAGUUGCUGCCCAAACCCCCAGGAAUUCGAUAG